Filobasidium floriforme is the source of this 2000-nucleotide messenger RNA. RefSeq lists its product as uncharacterized. Bases 399 to 1916 code for a protein of 505 amino acids. The record is from RefSeq and is a predicted model, not a curated record. Lineage: Eukaryota; Fungi; Basidiomycota; Tremellomycetes; Filobasidiales; Filobasidiaceae. The transcript is spliced from 7 exons.
CACCUCUCCAAUCUCCAAGCUCCGAGCUCAUAGCCCAUAUACGAUCUUCAUUACUAUAUACUAUGGUUGUCCGGCGUCGAGAACAUUCCAUUGCCGUUCACCAUAAUCCAAUCACCGAGCAUUGCUGGCCUGGCAAUCAGAUGAUUCAUCCCAAGGCAAAAGGCCCGGAGACUCGCUCGCUCAUCACCCGGCGACCACCUAUCCUAUCGAUCAAAUGACUAGCACUUGUGCUGCUAACCCUGGACAAAGAGUCACUGCUUCGGCUGAGCUCGUCUGGGAUUUCGAACAACACCUCGACGACCGCAUCCGAGAGCCAAAGUUGCGGCAAUCACUUCCCAAAACUUCAUCUGGUACCUACGAAGAUCUUGCCAAAUCUCGGAAGCUCGCGGGAGCGGGAGAUGGACCACCAGAUGGACGACCAGGCCCACGAUACGCAGUCCCUCGAGGGUCUGGAGACACACUCUGACCUUACCAACGCAUAUGAAGAACAUUUCUGUGGAUACUCGAACAGUGAUUCGGAGCCCGAUAACACGGAUAACGAGGAGCCAGAUGAUGUUCGUCGAGAGACUUCCGAUGAGCCGCCGUUCAAGGAGUUGGAGAUCGAUUUAGAAUGGGUCAAUCAGAAGGAGGAGGAGUGCGAUCCUGAAGACUCGAUCUCGCAGUUCACACCUCCCAGACUCGCAAGUCUCAAGGUCAAAGCACCACCUUCAAAUGCAACCGACCUUACUGCCGGCGGACAGACUCCGGAGCACUACUUCUACUUGCUCAUGAAAGCGGAUAUGCGGGCCCUGCUCGAACCCAUCCCACCGAGCGUACAUUGCUAUCUGGUCGGAUCUUUCGAUGCCCUGGCCACCGAAGCAGAAGACCCAGCCGUCAAACCCGCGGUCUCCCGUUUGGUCGAAAUUCGCAAACUCUACCGCGAUCAAACUUGGUCCAAAUUCGAUCUACAAGCGGCGAUGCAGGAACUACUCAGAGACUACCUCAACGCGCUGGACCUCGACCUCGAGAAUGGAUCAGAGCCGAAAGAAGCAAAGCCUCGAUUCGUCGUGAGAAGCCCGGAAGAGUGGAAUCGUCUUCCGCUCGACCUGAAGGACCAGGUGGACUUAUCGGCACCAAAAGUCGAUAUUCUUGUCGGCCUUAACCCUGCGAAUCCUUCCGCAGUCUCAGCCUCACACAACGAUUGCCACCCACUGUCACCGGAAGCCAACUUACGCAUUCUCAAGAACCCCGCGACUCGUGAUUUCGCACCAAACAAGAGCACCUUGAUCUCCGACGACUGCUCGUCUCUCCAUGAUCUGUUCAUCAUACAAAUGUCGCGAACGGGAUCUUGGCAAAAGGAUGGCUCGCGGUCAACCGAGAUGCAGAUUGCCCAGGCUCAAGCCAUGAACGCUUGUUAUUUUCAGCUGGGCGCUAUGGUCGAUCUGUACGACCAUGCCAGGUCACCGACCGACGUCGGACCUGAUCCCCGAUACUUCGUCUUGGCUAUGACUGUGUGCGGGGAAGAGUGGACAGUAGAGUAUGCAACUUGGAUUGGGCCAAUGGUCCUGUUCACCACCCUUACUAGGGGGAGUUGGGCUCAAGAUCCAACGACCUUUCUGCAUGCAAUUCAAGAGGUGUUGUUACAUUCCCUCGUCUACAUGGAGGAAAAGAUGGCUAGGAUGGGAGAGCUCCUUCGCGUACCAGGACCGGCGAACCCAUCAUCAGGGAAAGUCGAACUUCAACCGCGGACCUACGGAAUCAGUGCAGAGAUGGCAACAAGACGAGCAGCCAAGACCAGAAAGCAGCUGGAGGAACAAGAACGGGAAGCGAAGGAACUCGAAAGCCAGAAGAAGGCGACGAAGCAGCAAGCCGGGAAGCGGGGGAGAAAGUUGACGGCGCAGCCUGUCGGGCGAACGAACAGCAGUAGUGGAGUGUGAAUUUGUAUGAAUUGUCUGGGCCGGCAUGCGUCCGCCAUCCGCCAAUGCGUCGUCAUAUGUCAUGCGAUGACCAUCGUUGCCCCU